UAGGAACGCCGUUUUCUAAACCGAAUCCAAUCCGAGCAGCAGGGUUGUGUUAUCUAAAAACCCGUUAUGCAUCAAACGAGAGCGGAUCGGAAGAUUCAGAUAUGAGUUUGCUUAAUUUGAGAAGCAGCGGAGGAGAUAGAAUUAGACAUCUUGAGUAGAUCAUUGUCUAAACACUUGACCAAGUGGUCUAAACGUUUGAUCCGAAAGCCCCCUCCUGUCUUCUUAGCUCCUUAAGGAGAUCGCGCCAUUCAUUUGCUCGUCGGUUUAAAGCUGCAGCCUUUUACUCAUUCCCUGAUCUUGAGAAAAAAAAGUAUUCUUCUCUAAAUAGAAGAGAUUUUGAGCCUAAAGUUGCGAAUUCCUGCUUAGCUAUGGAUUCUUCUGGAAAAUCCUUCAAUCCCAACAAGCAUCUGAAAGAGCAAUUUGUUAGCAACUUGACUGGUUCUUCCAUGCUUGAAACCUUUGCACUUUCGGCUUUAGUACCUGUUUUGGUGCUUCUGCGACAAUCGUUUUGUUGUGCUUGCAUGACAGAUGUUAUGAACAAGAAGACUUCAGUCAAUAAAAAUGAGGACGGAGCCAUUGGAUUCAAGAAUAUGGGAGCCUACAUGUCGAUGUUGGCUAUUGAUUUCUUGUUGAUCGUUGUUCCUAUCGUUUUAUCUUUCACAGUUCUAUCGGAGUGGAUAUAUACGGUUGCACUUAUGUUGACAUCGUUGUUGAUAUUCUUUGUUCGAACCAAAAGGUAUAAACAUGUUGCUGAAAAAGGGAAUGAUUCGAAUUCUCUUCGAUCAAAUGUCUCAUCUUAUAGAGUAACCAUGAUGCUUGUCACAUGCUUCUCUAUUUUGGCUGUGGAUUUCAGAAUAUUUCCAAGGAGAUUCGCUAAAACUGAAACUUACGGGACAAGUCUGAUGGAUCUUGGGGUAGGCUCAUUUGUAUUUGCAAACUCAUUAGUCUCUCGUCAAGCUCGCGGCAUACAAACUGUAAAAUUGAAGAAUAUAAUACAAUCUACUAGUCCACUUCUUCUUCUGGGGUUUGGUCGCCUUGUUUCUACUGCAGGCAUACAUUAUCAGGUUCAUGUUGGGGAAUAUGGAGUACAUUGGAAUUUCUUCUUUACACUCGCUGCUGUAUCAAUUUUAACAUCUGUAAUCAAUAUUAGUCCGAGAUAUUGUGGAGCUCUAGGUCUAUCGAUCUUAGUGGGGUAUGAGGUUAUCUUGAUGAAGGGUGGUUUAAAUGCUUAUCUUUUGUCUAAUGAAAGAGGAAAAGAUAUUAUCAGCCAAAACAAGGAAGGAAUUUUCAGCAUAUUUGGGUACUUGGGUCUUUAUCUUGUUGGUGUUCAUUUAGGAAACUAUUUAAUCUUUGGAGAUUCCGGUGCAAUUCUCCGAACCAAUAAAUGGGCAAAGAGCAGGGUUUACUUUCUAUCUAUUUUUUUCUGGUUAUUGACUAUGUUGCUGGACGAGUAUGUUGAGGAAGUUUCUCGUAGAAUGUGCAAUGUAGGGUAUGUUACCUUUGUGUUGGCACAGAAUCUGCAGGUUUUAGCGAUAUUGAUGGAGGCUGAUAGGAUUCCAGGAUACAAGAUGUCUCUGUUGGAGCAAGCUAUUAACCGAAAUUUACUUGGCACAUUUCUUCUGGCAAAUAUCCUGACGGGUUUGGUUAACAUGUUUGUUGAAACGCUGUUUGUGUCGACAUUAACAAGCAUUUGGGUCUUGAUUGGUUAUGCUUUGCUGCUGUCUUUUACUAUGGGAUUAGCUGAUUUUUGUGGCAUUAGGUUUAAAUUUUGGUAGAUCAUUCAUUCAUUUCUUUUUCCUUUUUAUUUCGGGUUGUAAUAUCAUUGUAUUAUCCAUCAUUUAAGAACAAGAUUCUUAAAUGAAAUAUAUA
Messenger RNA from Impatiens glandulifera, 1869 nucleotides. RefSeq lists its product as uncharacterized. Gene Ontology annotation, cellular component: membrane; endoplasmic reticulum. Bases 369 to 1775 code for a protein of 468 amino acids. Lineage: Eukaryota; Viridiplantae; Streptophyta; Magnoliopsida; Ericales; Balsaminaceae. The transcript has 16 exons. The record is from RefSeq and is a predicted model, not a curated record. Gene Ontology annotation, molecular function: glucosaminyl-phosphatidylinositol O-acyltransferase activity. Gene Ontology annotation, biological process: protein localization to plasma membrane; GPI anchor biosynthetic process.